CCACAGCUGUUUCUGGAACGAACAUGGCGACUCUGCGACAUGAGAGUGUGAAGAGUUAUUACAGCUCUCUGGAGUCAUCAGACGCUUUGCAGACGAGUGCUGCAUGUUCUGCUUCAUCCCGGCCGUUGUCUAAGAGCGUACAGCAUGCCCUUGAACAGGUCCAUCCUGAGGUCUGCAGAAGGUUCUUUGGCUGCGGUCUGGUGGCUCCAGAGAAGCUGAAAGGAUGUUCGGUUCUGGAUUUGGGCAGCGGAUCUGGUCGGGACUGUUACGUGCUCAGCAACCUGGUGGGAGAAGAUGGACGUGUUACUGGCAUUGACAUGACUGAAGAUCUGAUACAAGCGUCAAGGAAAUAUGUGAGCUUCCACCAGGAGCAGUUUGGCUACGUCAAGCCAAACACUGAGUUUGUUCAUGGGUACAUGGAGAGGCUCAGUGAUGCAGGGAUACAGGACAACUCUCAGGAUGUAGUCAUAUCAAACUGUGUGAUUUGUCUCUGUCCAGACAAGAGGGCUGUUCUAAGUGAAGCUUAUAAAGUACUCAAGGUUGGGGGUGAACUUUAUUUCAGUGACAUGUACGCGAGCGCGGUAGUCCCUGAGUCUUUUAAAGAGGAUCCUGUGCUUUGGGGUGAAGGAAUGGGUGGCGCCCUCUACUGGCAUGAUUUCAUCUCCAUCAUGAAGGAACUUGGCUUUAGCACGCCUCGUCUGGUCGCCGCUAGUCGUAUUGAUGCGCACAGUCCAGAGCUCCGAGUGAAAGCAGGUGAUAUUAAAUAUGCCUCAGGGACCUACCGUGCCUUUAAAUUGCCCCAACAUGCUAUUCAAACCAAAUCACUGGUCACGUAUAAGGGGACAGUUCCUGACUGUGCAGAGUAUUUUGAGCUUGAUGCCUCAACCUCCUUUAAGGUAAACGAGUCUGUAGAGGUAGAUGCAGAGUUGGCAGCUAUUCUCCAGUACACACGUUACUCACCAGACUUCAUCGUCCAGAUGACAGACAAGCCCGAUCCUAGCCUCAGCUCUGCUCAGCAGUACUGCCACCUGAGCCCGUUCAUUCUGGCGGACAGGCUGGGAUUGUGUGUGAAACAGUGCUCUAAGACGGGCAUCGUGGCUGGAAGCUGUGGGUAGUGAGGGAAAAUGCAUCAUGUUUCUCCCCAGUGGGAUCAAAACCUCUACAUCGAACACAAACACAAAGGAUUCAACCACGGAGACCCUUUGCAUGUUCUCUUUUUAGUGAUGUUUGAUUGCAGGUGGUUUUUGUAUGUUUAGGGAAAUGGGAUAAGUUAUACUGUAUGGAGGAAGGGCAUAUGGGCUAAGUCAUGUGGGAAAGGGUGAAAAAUGCAGUAAUAGGUGUGGAAUAAGCCACAUGGAGGAAAUGGGGAUAUGGGGUAGGUUCUGUGGGGAAAAUCAGUGUAUGGGGUAAAUCACAUGAGUAGACCACAAGAAGGAAAGGGGGUAUGGGAAAAAAUCACAUGGAGGAAAGAGGGUAUGGUGUAAAUCACAAGAAGGAAAGGGCAUGAGGUAAAUCACACGGGGUAAGGUCAUAAGUGGCAUAUUGAGUGAGUCACAUAAAGAAAAAUGGGAUCAGGUAAAUCACAUGGGGAAAAUCACUGUAUGGGGUAAAUCACAUGGGGGAAGGGUAUGGUAUAGGUAACAUUGAAAAUGGGGUAUGGGGUAACUUGCAUGAGG
This is a messenger RNA of Clarias gariepinus (North African catfish), 1676 nucleotides long. RefSeq lists its product as uncharacterized. Gene Ontology annotation, molecular function: arsenite methyltransferase activity. The coding region runs from base 24 to 1115 and encodes 363 amino acids. Gene Ontology annotation, cellular component: cytosol. NCBI's taxonomy places the organism in Eukaryota, Metazoa, Chordata, Actinopteri, Siluriformes, Clariidae. The transcript has 10 exons. The record is from RefSeq and is a predicted model, not a curated record. Gene Ontology annotation, biological process: toxin metabolic process; arsonoacetate metabolic process.